AUGGCAGCUGUCAGCAGAUAUAGCUCAUACAACUGCUUGACUGGUUGGGAUAGCUAUGAUAAGAUUCCGAGAGUCCGAGUGGAGUAUUACGUAAACGAGAACACUUUCAAAGAAAGACUGCAACUAUAUUUUAUAAAAAAUCAACGAUCGAGUUUACGCAUUAGAAUAGCUAACUUAUUUUUCAAACUUUUGACCUGCGUGUUAUAUAUAUGCCGAGUUUGCGCUGAUGGGGAUCCUAUUACCGCUUCCUGUUACGGCUGCAGGCCUGGGAAUAAGACUGAAUUCGAAUAUUCGGCUAACUUGACGGAAGAGGAAUUUCAGGAGCACCCGAUUAUUAAUUGGGACGGAAUAAUAUGGGUCAAUAGGCCCCUGUAUUUGUGGGUUGUGCAAGUCAUAUUAGCUAUGAUAUCUUUUACCGAAGCCAUACUACUCGCUUAUUUAGGCUACAAGGGUAAUAUUUGGCAACAAGUUUUAUCGUUUCACUUCAUCUUAGAAAUGGUGAAUACAAUACCAUUUGCAUUAACGUUGCCGUUUCCACCGCUCAGAAAUCUCUUCAUACCAGUAUUUUUAAACUGCUGGCUGGCGAAGAGGUCUCUGGAAAACAUGUUUAACGACCUCCACAGAGCUAUGCAAAAGUCCCAGUCUGCCUUAUCACAGCAAUUAAUGAUAUUAUGCGUCACAUUAUUGUGUCUCGUCUUUACAAGUGUCUGUGGAAUUCAACACUUUCAACGAGCUGGACAUCGUCAUCUCAAUCUGUUUCAAGCCACAUAUUUCGUAGUGGUUACCUUUUCGACGGUGGGCUACGGUGACUUCGUGCCCGAUAUUUGGCCAUCGCAACUUUUUAUGGUUAUUAUGAUCGGAGUGGCGCUUGUUGUGCUACCUACACAGUUUGAGCAGCUCGCAUUCACAUGGAUGGAAAGGCAAAAACUUGGCGGUUCAUACUCAUCACACCGUGCGCAAUCGGAGAAACACGUCGUCGUUUGCUCUACUACAUUACACGCUGAUACCAUUAUGGAUUUCCUAAACGAAUUCUACGCUCAUCCUUUAUUACAAGACUACUAUGUAGUACUGUUAUCUCCUAUGGAGUUAGACACUACUAUGCGAAUGAUAUUACAGGUACCAAUUUGGGCACAGAGAGUGAUUUAUAUCCAGGGAUCGUGUUUAAAAGACACAGAUUUAAUAAGAGCUCGUAUGAACGAGGCUGAAGCGUGUUUUAUUCUCGCUGCAAGAAAUUACGCAGACAAAACGGCAGCAGAUGAACAUACUAUUUUAAGAUCCUGGGCUGUUAAAGAUUUUGCACCGGCUGUGCCGCAAUACGUGCAGAUCUUCAGACCUGAGAAUAAGUUGCACGUGAAGUUCGCUGAGUUUGUAGUUUGUGAAGAUGAAUUUAAGUAUGCUCUGUUAGCGAACAAUUGCACGUGUCCAGGAGCUUCUACACUAGUGACGCUAUUACUUCAUACCAGUCGGGGGCAGGAAGGUCAGCAGUCGCCUGAAGAAUGGCAUCGACUAUAUGGAAAAUGCUCCGGAAACGAAAUUUACCAUAUAGUCUUGGGUGAUAGUCGGUUUUUUGGCGAAUACGAAGGGAAAAGCUUUACCUACGCUAGUUUCCACUCGCACAGAAAGUAUGGAGUUGCUCUAGUUGGAGUACGCCCAGCAGAACUACCUGAAUUCUAUGAGGAAACGAUUCUAUUGAAUCCUGGCCCUCGUCAUAUAAUGAAGAGUAGUGACACCUGCUAUUACAUGAGCAUCACAAAAGAAGAAAAUUCAGCUUUUGUCGUUGCUGAAAAACAAACAGAACAGAAACCGUCAAUACCAAAAGACCAAACCGCGUGUAGUCUACUUUCUAAUGAGAAGAAACCAGGUGAUGCAGAGGAGGUUUCUGACCAGCAGAAGAAACCAGACGGUAGUAGCGUCGCUCAAUACGACCUUCCACAAGUGAUUCUCCAAGCUCCCGCGAGUUCCACACCAAAAGCAUCGCCAUCACGCAUCAACCAAGCUAAUACUGUAUCAUCCGCUAAUUUUACUGUCACUGGCUCUAAGUAUGGAGAAGGCACAUCAGCUGCAGAUUCUAGAACUUGCUCAAAAGAUUCUCCCGGUACGGACAGUGCCACAGAUAGUCACCUGUUGUUGCCUAAGCCUGACAACAACUUUUUGAGUCCCGACGCCUUAAAUUAUCGUAGAGGAAGUCGAAGGCCGUCUAUAUUGCCCGUACCUGACAUGGUAACCAGUAACUUAAAUAUCGCCUCCGAUAACCAAGACGAUGAAGUCGAGGCUGACGAAAGUGAAGAUGAACUAGAGGAUGAUGUACCGUGGCGCUCGCCGUCAGAAAAGAUAGCAAUUGUGAAAGGAUUCCCGCCAGUGUCGCCAUUCAUAGGAGUGAGCCCAACCUUAUGUUAUUUACUGAAGGAAAAGAAGUCACUAUGCUGUUUGCAGUUAGCACAAGUCUGUGAACACUGCGCUUACAGAAAUGCUAAAGAGUACCAAUGGCAGAAUAAAACUAUCAUCCUGGCUGCUGAUUACGCGUCCAAUGGGAUAUACAACUUUAUCAUACCUUUGCGGGCCCACUUUAGGUCUAAGACCUCACUAAACCCUAUUAUUUUACUGUUGGAACGCAGACCAGACAUAGCGUUCUUAGAUGCAAUAUCCUACUUUCCGUUAGUAUACUGGAUGUUGGGUAGCAUUGAUUGCUUGGAUGACCUGCUCCGUGCUGGCAUCACAUUGGCUGAAAACGUCGUCGUGGUCAACAAAGAAUUAUCCAAUUCUGCAGAAGAAGAUAGCCUGGCAGACUGUAAUACAAUAGUCGCUGUACAAACUAUGUUCAAAUUUUUUCCAUCGAUAAAGUCGAUUACAGAGCUAUCACAAUCAUCAAAUAUGCGAUUUAUGCAAUUCCGUGCACAUGAUAAAUAUGCAUUACAUCUUUCGAAAAUGGAAAAGCGAGAAAAGGAGCGUGGUUCACAUAUUUCUUACAUGUUCCGGCUGCCGUUUGCCGCUGGCUCCGUGUUCUCGGCAUCAAUGCUAGACACAUUACUAUAUCAAGCAUUCGUAAAGGAUUAUGUGAUUACUUUUGUGCGAUUAUUAUUGGGAGUUGAUCAGGCUCCGGGAUCAGGAUUUCUCACUUCAUAUUCUACAAGCCUAGCGGACGAAGCGCGAGACAAUCAUGCACAACAAAUUGAACGGGCUGAAAUAGCCAAUCUAGUAAGAUCUAGAAUGGAAUCAUUGAACUUAACAGGUAUCGACUAUGAUGACGUUAGCGAAAAAAGGAACAGUCUAUCCUACGUUAUCAUAAACCCUAGCUGUGAUCUCAACUUGCAGGAAGGCGACAUCAUAUACUUAGUCCGCCCGUCGCCGUUCUCUGCACAAAAAACGUUUGAGCGCCACAAUAGCCGCCGCAAAUCAAACAUAAGUUUUUGUUCACAAGCAUUAAUUCAAGCUCAAGGAGUUUCGAGCAGAAGAGGAUCCACCAUCGGAGCAAGUUUUGUGCCGCCACGAGCGCCUCCGCUUUCAACUACUAAAGCUAAUUCAUUAUCCCUACCCGACAGCCCCACCAUAAUCACAGAUUUUCGAGGUAGAUCUAACUCACUUCGGGUCGUGGACGAUAUACUAUUAAGAAGAUCUAAUUCUCUACGGCAAGGGUUGAGUGGUGUUGGUUCUCGCCGCCGCAAGAGUAGUCUCGAAGAAAUUGGCAUAUCUCAUUUCAAUUCAUUAUUGCAACACCAACAGCAGCAGCAGCAACAGAACGCCUUCAAAAUAGCUUUAAACGGCAGUAUUGGUCUAGAAGUGACGCCACCGGAAGAACACCCGCUAGAGCGCUUGCCUGGCCCCAGUAUACCACUCGGUGGGUACCAAGAGGUGGCAGCUGCUUUGCCGUCUUCGUCUCUGGGUCCCUCGCUCCCAAGUAUCACUCCAACCCCAGAUCCCCAACAUUUGCAAGGGACUAUUGUAUGA
Molecule: messenger RNA, 3945 nt
Organism: Spodoptera exigua (beet armyworm)
Lineage: Eukaryota; Metazoa; Arthropoda; Insecta; Lepidoptera; Noctuidae
Source: the annotation of a GenBank genome assembly